AUGCUGCCCAACCUCGUUCUCUGCGUGCUCGCUGUUGCCGGCUCGGCCCUCGCCGCUCCAGGCAAGGGCAGCACCAAGGUCGACCUUAAGAACGACAACCUGUUCGCGCUGCCACUCACGGCGCUCCACACGCGUGGCUACGUCCCCGAGACGGAGGCCCAGCUCAAGGCGCGCACCGUGGCCGACAGCAUCACCGUCAGCUGCUUCCCCGGCCCCAACUGCUAUGGCACCCCCUCCGCGUCCCACACGUACACCAACACGCGCAAGUACAACACCCAGGCCGUGCUCGCCAACGGCCCGACACAGAGCUUUGGCAGCUGCCGCUUCGACACGACGGGCAACUACCGCGCCUACGUCCAGCUCCAGGGCGCCAGCCCCAAGCCAGGCCCAAACGGCAUCAAGGUCGCCCCCGUGUCCAACAUCGGCACGACGCCACCCUCCGGCUCGUACUGCCUCACCCAGAACUCGCUGAGCCAGGACCCCGCCCGCCGAGGUGCCAGGGUUGUGGUCAUCGGCCGUCUUGGCCCUUAG
Messenger RNA from Vanrija pseudolonga, 531 nucleotides. RefSeq lists its product as uncharacterized. Bases 1 to 531 code for a protein of 176 amino acids. Lineage: Eukaryota; Fungi; Basidiomycota; Tremellomycetes; Trichosporonales; Trichosporonaceae. The record is from RefSeq and is a predicted model, not a curated record. The transcript has a single exon.